Messenger RNA from Zingiber officinale, 1888 nucleotides. Its product is annotated as protein HOTHEAD-like. Gene Ontology annotation, molecular function: oxidoreductase activity, acting on CH-OH group of donors; flavin adenine dinucleotide binding. Bases 36 to 1667 code for a protein of 543 amino acids. NCBI's taxonomy places the organism in Eukaryota, Viridiplantae, Streptophyta, Magnoliopsida, Zingiberales, Zingiberaceae. The record is from RefSeq and is a predicted model, not a curated record. The transcript has 3 exons.
AAGCUGCUCAUUGAUUAAGGGGCAGUUAGUGAAUCAUGGAUUUGGAAAGUCAAAGAAAGCUCAUUUCUGUGGUUGCUGCUGCAAUUAUUAUCUUCUUCUUCCGCUUCAAUUGCUUCUGCUAUGCUCAGAACUCGCCCGCGUUCGACUUCGUGAAGCAUGCGGCAGAUGCUCCGCGGGUGUCGUACCACGACUACAUCAUCGUCGGCGGCGGGACAGCUGGUUGCCCCUUGGCCGCCACCCUCUCGGAGAGGUUCGAUGUGCUGGUGCUGGAAAGAGGCGGAUCGCCUUACGGGAAUCCCAACGUUUCCAACCUCGCUUCUUUGGUCGAGAACCUUGCCUACCUCACCCCGACCUCGCCGGCGCAGCGUUUCGUCUCCGAGGAUGGAGUCAUCAAUAGACGAGCUCGCUGCCUUGGCGGCGGCACCUGCAUCAACGGCGGCUUCUACUCGCGCGCCAGUCUCCGGGAGGUGAUGGAUAUGCAAUUGAAUCCGAAGUUGGCCGACCAGUCGUUCCAGUGGGUGGAGCGAGAGUUGGUUUUCUGGCCUCAGCUGACGGAGUGGACUUCAGCCUUCAGGGCAGGGCUUCUGGAGGCUGGAGUUACCCCUGAUAACGGCUUCACCUACGAGCACUUGGACGGCGCCAAGGUCGGGGGGACCACGUUCGACCCAACCGGCCAUCGCCACACCGCCGCCGAUCUGCUCAAGUACGCCGACCCUGCCAGGAUCACCGUGCUCUUGCGCGCCACGGCGCAAGGGAUCUUGUUCAGGAACGUUACUGGCCAGCAUAAGAACCCGCAGGCGUACGGCGUGGUGUACAAGGACGAAGCCGGCAACAUCCACGAGGCCCGCCUCAAGGACUUCUCCGCAGGAGAAAUCAUACUGUCAGCCGGUGCUCUCGGUAGCCCGCAGUUACUCAUGUUGAGCGGCGUCGGCCCCGCGGACCACCUCAAGUCCUUCGGCAUCGAGGUGGUCCUGGACCAGCCGAUGGUCGGCCAUGGAAUUGCUGACAACCCAUCGAACAUCUUGGCCGCGCCUUCGCCGGAGCCACUGACAAUCAGUGCGGCUCAAGUCGUCGGAAUCCAGCCGGGCUACUACAUGGAGUCCUUGACGGGCUUCUUGGUUGCAGCGCUUUUGGGAGACAGCUCCUUCCAAGGCGGCGUAGUAGCUGAGAAAUUAGCGAAGCCUCUCUCCCGAGGAUAUCUUCGUCUUAAGAAUCUCGACGCAGAGGACAAUCCAUCAGUAACCUACAACUACUUCACAGAGCCUGAGGAUCUUAGAACAUGCGUGGAGGGAUUGCAGACGGUCAUGAGAGUGAUCGAUACCCAAGCGUUGUCCGAAUUCAGAUACCCGAAUCAAACGGUGGAGUACUUGUUGGCUCUCACCGCAAGCUUAGUCGUCAAUAACAGAGCAAGAAGUGCGCAGGACGCCACUUCGCUGGAGCAAUACUGCAAGGACCUCGUGCUAACCCUUAGCCAUUUCCACGGCGGGUGCGAAGUAGGGAAGGUGGUCGACCAUGAGUACAGAGUGAUCGGCGUGGGCGGGCUCAGGGUGAUUGAUGGAUCCACUUUCAGUUUCUCCCCAGGAACUAAUCCUCAAGCUACUCUCAUGAUGUUGGGCAGGUACAUGGGAGUUCUGAUAGGAAAUGGUGGUGUUGAACCAAGUGACUGAUCCUUCUUACUUAAUAUAGCCGAGCCUAUCCUCUAUUUAUUUUCACAAUAAAUAUAAUAUUAUAGCAAUUUGCAUAAUAAAUGUAAUAUAUGGUAAAAGAUGAUUCAUUCAUUUCCAACGUCUCCUCCGUCAAUCUAUUCCUAUGCCAAUAUAGAAAAGAUAAAUUAUGAAUAUUACUAAUCAUUAAUGUAGGUGGUUAAGACAUGGAAAAGACAUAUUUG